This is a messenger RNA of Boleophthalmus pectinirostris (great blue-spotted mudskipper), 2099 nucleotides long. RefSeq names its product reticulon 4 receptor-like 1b (gene rtn4rl1b). The coding region runs from base 148 to 1479 and encodes 443 amino acids. Gene Ontology annotation, cellular component: plasma membrane. The transcript has 3 exons. The record is from RefSeq and is a predicted model, not a curated record. Lineage: Eukaryota; Metazoa; Chordata; Actinopteri; Gobiiformes; Gobiidae. Gene Ontology annotation, molecular function: protein binding.
GUGAGAACCAGUGCAGUGAAGAGUAAGUGACUGUGAAAAGGCGAGAUCCAUAUCUUCAAAACUACAACCUCUCCAACUUCAAGUCUGGAAUAUAGGAGUAGAUGAAUCUCGGAGGGCAGCAGAGGACAAGCACAUAAAGCCUGCAAAAUGUUCAAACGGGGCUGUGGGCUGGAGUUCCUGCUGGUUUUGUGUGGGCUCGACUUCUCCUGGUCUUGCCCCCGAAACUGCAUCUGCUACACCACCCCCAGCACCGUCUCCUGCCAGGCACACAAUUUCCUGACGGUCCCUGCAGGCAUCCCUCCGGACAGUGAACGCAUCUUUCUGCAAAACAAUAAAAUCCAGAGUUUAGGCCCUAAACUCUUCAGCACUAACACUGUAACUCUUUGGAUUUACUCGAACAACAUCACACACAUCGCGCCAUCCACUUUCCACGGCUUCACCCUGCUGGAGGAGCUGGACCUGGGGGACAACAGGCACCUGCGCUCCCUGGCCGAGGACACCUUCCACGGGCUGAGUCGGCUCAACGCGCUGCACUUGUACCGCUGUGGGCUCAGCUCUCUCCCCAGUAACAUUUUCCAAGGCCUCAGAAACUUGCAGUAUCUGUAUUUGCAGGAUAACCACUUAAACUCCCUCCCUGAUGAUACGUUCAGGGACCUCCACAACCUGAGCCAUCUGUUCCUCCAUGGGAAUCAUCUGUGGAGCCUAAACCAGAACACCUUCAGGGGUCUGCGGGCUCUGGACCGUCUGCUCCUGCACCAAAACCAGAUUGAGUGGGUAGACCGCUUGGCCUUUCACGACUUAAAACGCCUCACCACCCUCUACCUGUUCAACAACUCCCUGGUACAGCUAUCUGGACAGUGCUUGGACAUGCUUCCCGGCCUGGAAUAUCUUCGGCUUAAUGACAACCCCUGGUCAUGUGACUGCAAGGCUGUGUCCCUAUGGGAAUGGCUAAAACGUUUUCGGGGCUCCACAUCCACUGUAGGUUGCCAGACGCCAUCAAACAUGAUUGGAAAAGAUUUAAAAGAACUUCGCAAAGAGGAUUUUCCCAACUGUUCUCCAUCCGAGUCCAGAGCCCAGACUAAUAAUAUGUCUGGAACGGUCAACCCAUCCAUGAAUCGUGGAGUUGUGGGCCACUCUGGGAAUAACGGGCAUUCACCCCGACCAGGACGCACGCGAAACUGCACCAAACCUCGCAGUCGGGUGAGCAAGGGGAAGGGAGACAACGAAGUGCACCAUUCCAAGGAGGUCAUGGCCGACAAGGAUGAUUCUUCAGAUAUGACAGAAGGAGGAAAACAUGAUCACACGCUUCCAGAUGGAACUGUAACACGGAGGAAGCAAAAGUGCACCCCUCGGACCACUGUACGGCCUCCUAGCGGGGUUCUGCAAGCCAACAAUAGGGCGACCUUAUCCCAGUCAAUACUAUAUGUCUACGCCCUUUCAGUUGCUUUGGUAACAACAAGCACUGACUUUGUUCGCUGACCUUCAAAGGGUUUGGGAACUCAGCUCUCACACACACAGUCAGACCCUGCGCUACGGCUCCGGCAUACAGGCUUGCGUAACUUCUGUGUGUGUGUGUGGUUAUGUGUGUAAAUGUCCUGUAGGGGGCGAUGAACAAAAAGAAGAUUCACAGCACAAUGUAAGGGACUAGGGAAGUUCGAGAACAAGCUUGCACUGCCACUAAGCCAGAAUGAUUCAACAUCCAUCUUUGUCAUACUCUAUAAAGAAUUGGAAAAAUGUGGUUAAAGUGAAUGGGGCGAGGGAUAGGAGAAUAAGUCCCACAAUAGACAGUGACGGAUUGAAAGUUAAAAGCUAGUUGCCUUUUUGUUGUGUUUUUACUUGGUUUUGUCCAUAUUUGUUUGAGACUAUCAACUCAGAAUGCCAAGUCAUAUCAGGAAAAUGUGGCAGCAAUGUCAAUGCAACACAAAUUUUCAUACACACGAAUUUUGACAUACGAAUGUGUCCAGUACAAAGGAGGGUUAAUGUUGUUGUUCUUUUUUUUAGAGUUUUGUGUCAACUAUAAUUGCCAUAUAACUCAGCUUUCUGCAUUAUUGUGUUCAUUUCCAUUUCUUAUUAUGUGCAUCUUGAUAAUAAGCUGCUAA